GAGACUUCCGUGCCCUCCCCCGAAAGCGCGCGUCCGCCGGCGAUGGCACGCGAACCUCAAGCCGGCACGGACCUCUAGAAGCGGACUCGCCGAGCAAGGGGAGUCGUGUGGUCCAUAUAGAACUGGAGGAGGAACUGUGUGUGUGUAUAUGUAUUGUCUUAACAUUGGAUGGGAUUUGCUGCUGUUUGGCUGAGGAGGCGGACCUAUCUCGUUCUGUUUGGACACUGGAAGUACGCGCACGACUUGGCAACAACUCGCGGGGCCUGCGUGGGGAUUUGGCACUUUAUUGCUCACGGGUACUGCAAAUAUUGUCAUUUUUUUUAUUUAUUUUGCCAUAUUUUUACAGGGAUUAAGGGUGGGGUUCCUGCACACAAGCCUCUCCUAUCAUAUGGAUGAUUUAGUUGACAACUGAUAUGAUGGGGGAGCCUGCAGCGCGCAGACCUUCUCAAAGUACCUGUGGAAGAUAUUAGUUUCACGUGUGAGAGGUUUUAUAACAGCAAUGUGUGUACCCUAUACUACAAGACUGCCUUUUUUCUUUACUUCUUAAAAAUACACAUUUUGUUUUGCUGCUGCCGCUCCAUGAUUCAACAUCUUUAACGCACGGAUCUCGUCCUAUACCCACACACGUCCACUAUGUGCAACAUGCCCACGUUGCUAAAUGUGUUGCUACGUGGACUCGUCAUCUAUGCGGUACUGGGCUCCGUGGGCAGCUCGGCGGAUACUGGACAUUCAGCCACUGCAGACCCCUGCCACAUUGUCAUACCCCCGUGCAUCAGCGAGGCAGACCGCUUCAGUCUGGUGGCACUGCGCCACAUCCACAAGCAGCUGGACGAUGACAACGACGGCGGCAUCGAGGUGAAUGAAAGCGUGGAGUUUAUAAUAGAAGACAUGAAGCAGCAUCACACCAACAAGCAUAGCAACCUGCACCGUGAGGACCAGCACAUUACUGUGGAGGAGCUAUGGAAGGCCUGGAAGACCUCUGAAGUUCACAACUGGACCAUAGAGGACACAUUGCAGUGGCUGAGGGAGUCGGUGGAACUUCCCCAGUAUGAGAAGAACUUCCGGGACUUCCGUGUUACGGGCAACACAUUGCCACGAAUCGCCGCAAACGAACCAUCCUUCAUGUCCAUGCAGCUAAAAAUAUUAGACCAGCGACAUAAACAAAAACUCAACUUGAAGGCCCUCGAUGCCGUUCUAUUUGGCCCCCCGCUUCGCCCACAACACAACUGGAUGAAGGACUUUAUCCUCAUGGUUUCCAUAGUGAUCGGGGUGGGGGGUUGCUGGUUUGCCUACGUGCAGAACAAGUAUAGCAAGGUGCACAUCUCUCAAAUGAUGAAGGAUCUGGACAGCCUGCAACAUGCCGAGCAAAGCCUCCUCGACCUACAGAGUCGUUUGGAGAAAGCUCAGGAAGAAAACCGCACCGUGAUUGUGGAAAAGCAGAAUCUGGAACAGAAGAUGAGGGAUGAGAUCACAGGCGCCAAGAAGGAAGCUUACAGACUUCGGGAACUGCGAGAAGGCGCUGAAUGUGAGCUCAGCCGACUCAAAUAUGCUGAGGAGGAACUGGUCCAGGUACGGAAAGCCCUGAAGCGAGCCGAGAAGGAGAUGCACUCGGAGCGCUCGCUGCCUGAAGCACUGCAGAAGUGGCUCCAGCUCACGCACGAGGUGGAGGUUCAGUACUACAACAUCAAAAAGCAGAGUGCGGAGUUUCAGCUUUGCGUCGCCAAGGAUGAGGCGGAGAAAAUCAAGAAGAAGAGAAGUUCCGUCUUUGGGACUCUUCAUGUAGCACAUAGCUCUUCACUGGACGAGGUGGACCACAAGAUACUUGAGGCCAAGAAGUCCUUGUCCGAGGUGACGGCGUGCCUGAGGGAGCGUCUGCACCGCUGGCAGCAGAUCGAGAGGCUCUGCGGAUUCCCCGUUGUCAACAACUCAGGGCUGCCGAGUCUGACAGCCAGUCUCUACUCCGACCACAGCUGGGUAGUGAUGCCGUGCGUCUCUGCCCCACCGUACCCCAUUGCGGGCGGGGUGGAUGACCUGGACGAGGACACGCCUCCCAUCAUUCCACAGUUCACAACCACUUUGAUGCAACCCCCGCUGACGCGUAACAGCAGUCUGUGCCGCUCCCGCCGCAGCCUCCUCAGCUCUUCCUCGCUGAUGUCCCCUGAUCCCGAUCUGCUGUCCAUGGCCAGCUCGUCCCUCUCCUAUCACCUCGAGGCAGACGUCGAAAAUGUCGAUAGGAGGGGGUAUGUAGCGCGGGCCGGAAUGCCGCGGAAUGCUUUUAACGUGUGGACUCACAGGGACACCGCCCAGGAGGGCAGCUCGGACACAGACUCCUUAAACUCCUUGAUGGGCCGCAAGCCGCCGCACAACCCUUGCUUCGUGACCUCGGAGACCCCUUACCGCAAGAUCUCCCGUGAGGAGAUGCUGCUAUUCAACCAGAGCCCGGAGUUUCCCGUGUACACCACCAUCACCAGCAACAGCAGGGACUCCACACCCCCUAGUCUCCCCCCAACGCCUGCUGCUACCCCCUCGAGCCCGCCGUCCACUUCUCCUUCACCGGCCUUGGAGCAUCACAUGUUCGCAAACAGAGGCUCGCCGGACCUCACCCGCGUUUCGCCGGAGAGCCAGGUGGUCCCCCAGGGAGUCUCCACAUCAAGGAAGGGCAUGUACAACGGCAUCCUGGAGAAGUCACACAGCUUCGGCCAGCUACCUGCCAGCAUGCUGCCUGUCGUGGGCCGCUACCCGUCCCUCACCUCCCUGGACUCGGAGGGCCGGAGCGUGGGACGGGAACACAAGCUCCUGAGCACCUCCUCGCAGGACUCCAGCGACAAUGGAGAAAAAAUCAAGCGCUCCUCCUCCAAAAUUAAAAGCUUAUUUAAGAAGAAGAAAUAAGAAGAUAGCGUGGUGUGUGAGAGAGAAAUAGAAUAUAUUCUAAUAUAACAAGGACAUCAUUGUGAGCUAAUGCUAAAACAGCUCUCUUUGUCAUCAACAACAGAAUGUUGCUCAGUCUGGUCGCCUUAUUUUUCACUAAUGCCUUUUUCUUGUUUAGUCCAUUGAGAGGUCAAAUUUUUUUUUUUUCAUUCUGACCUCACAUUAUGGAGGCGUUUAUUUAUUUCGAAGCACAUGCAUGCAACGCUUGCCGUUGCAGCACACUCCUUGAUACAUGGAUUAUAUGGGUUCACUUGAUUUAUUCACCUUGGUGAAGGUUAAAAAAUGUUGCACUACUUCCUGAUAUCUUGGCAAAGAGUUGAAGGUCACAUGAGCAGCAGCAUGGUGGCUCCGGAGCCAAAAGGAUGUGCCGCCACUUUAAGGCUACAGCUCAUCUUAAUAUAUAUAUACAAUGUUUUCUUAUUAUAAGAUGUGUUCAAAGGUUUAUGGCAAUGGUGGGAGGGGCGGGGGUUUACUGAGGAUAGUCAAAUCUUGUUGGUCAUGUUCCCGGUCACCUCGCUAUUUACUUGAUUCCCUGCAUCCUGUAGCCAAGCAAAUUUACAGUGCAUCACAAAACUGGGUUCACCCAUGACAUUUCUGCAUUAUUUUUUGCAAUCAAUUUCAUUGUAUUUUGGACAUUUCACGGGACAAUACUGAAGAAAUUACACUUUGAUACAAUGCAAAGUUGUCAGUGUACAGUUUGGUGUAAAUUUAAUGUCUGCUCAAAAUAACUCCAAGCCAUUAAAGUCCAAACCGCUGAUAAAAAAAAGUGAGUACACCCCGAAUUAAACAUGUUCAAAUUGGGCCCAAUUAGGUAGGUGCACUGACAUUUGUCUUCAGUGUGUUGUUGGGUGUUGUCCCAUGAAAAGCUAUAAUAUCAGGGCUGUCAAAUACAUUCAUUAUUUAAAAAUGAAUCAGUUUUAAAAUUAAUCAUAAUUAAUCAUCACCCACAACUAUGUCUAUAAUAUGUCAAUUUUUACUGCACUUAAUGAAAAGAAUGAUAAAUGACAGGACAGGAUUGUGUAUAUUUGUAUGUAUUAACAGCUCCAAAUGAUCUGAUAUGCCUUUAUUAGUCCCACCAGGGGAAAUUUCAGAUAACACACAAGUCGAACACUUAUCUCUUUAACAGUAGCAGAACAUAUGCAUCACACAUUAAACUGUAUUAUCACGAUCAAUAGGAGGUUGUGUUCAAAGGCAUCGUGUAAUUUACGGGAAAUUUAAAGUUUCAGUGUCCUAGCAUAUUUACAUGUAGCAAAUUUUAAUUUUGAAUUAAGAGUUACGAAGUGAGAGGUAACAACAGUGAAUUUGUGUUCAAAUUCGUACAAAAUAAUGCCGUUUUUGUGAUGUUUGGAGUGUCCCUGAAUGCAUCUCCGGUUCUGUGUUGUUCCCAGGGUGAGGGACGAGAGACGUCUGUGCCUUCCUCUGCCGUCAUGUCAGAGGCGUGCUUGGUCUUGUGCACGUGUUCAUUACACAAAAAAAAUCAAAAUGUAAUUCAUGAAAUAAAUUAGGUUUUUUUUGACAGCCCUAAAUAAUUGCAGAAAUGUGAGGAGUGUACUCUCCUGCCUCUCGCCCCAAGCUAGCUAGGAUAGGCUCUAGCUUACCCGUGACCCUCACGAGGAAUAGCGGUAUAGAAAAUGGAUGACGGUGUACUCAGUUUUGUGAGGUACUGUAUAUUUACCUGUGAUGUCUUAACUUGUUCACCCCCUGAUGUAGGUCAAAUGUUCUGUAUGUAAGGACACACACUAGUGUCAGGAAGUGUGUCUGUGCUGCAACGAUGGUGUGUCUGUAUCAGACAUUUUUAUUUGCUUCAGAAAAGAAGGAUGCAAUACGGACCUCCUCUUGAUGUGAUGAUGUCAAAAGAGCUCCUGCCUCACACUGUGACUCCUCUCGUGUAGACCUUCUCACCUUCAGCGGCUGCAACCUAACUUAAUGGGUCAUGUGACCGGUAGGGGUUGUCGCUGUUUAUUAGGUGUGUGUGUGUGUGUGUGUGUGUGUGUGUGUAUGCGUGUGUUCGGACAGGAUGACAAAUCAAUGCAAGUUUUCUUAAUACAGCACACGAUGAAGGAAAAUGUAAGAGUUGCAAGGUGGGAUGACAUGUUUACGACACACAAAGGAUUUUUGACAUUUUAUGUGUGAAUAUUUGUAUACUGUAGAGGAAUUAAUAAAAAAGACAUGGAUCGCCAGUG
Molecule: messenger RNA, 5111 nt
Organism: Doryrhamphus excisus (bluestripe pipefish)
Lineage: Eukaryota; Metazoa; Chordata; Actinopteri; Syngnathiformes; Syngnathidae
Gene: stim2b
Product: stromal interaction molecule 2b
Biological process (GO): intracellular calcium ion homeostasis; activation of store-operated calcium channel activity; store-operated calcium entry
Cellular component (GO): plasma membrane; endoplasmic reticulum
Molecular function (GO): calcium channel regulator activity; calcium ion binding; protein binding
Source: RefSeq, a predicted model, not a curated record